Molecule: messenger RNA, 2512 nt
Organism: Tachysurus vachellii
Lineage: Eukaryota; Metazoa; Chordata; Actinopteri; Siluriformes; Bagridae
Gene: bsg
Product: basigin
Exons: 9
Coding region: 156-1322 (388 amino acids)
Biological process (GO): axon guidance; homophilic cell-cell adhesion; dendrite self-avoidance
Cellular component (GO): cell-cell junction; axon; plasma membrane
Molecular function (GO): cell-cell adhesion mediator activity
Source: RefSeq, a predicted model, not a curated record
CAGGAUCAAAUAGAGGACGACGAGCGAACGGCUAGUCAGACAGAAUCGGGCGAUUGAGUCGUCGCGCUUGUUUUGUAUAUUUACGUCAAGUUUUUUUUAAGUUAUAGUACCGCAUUUCGUUUGAGACAAAGAGCUAGCAAGCGUGAGGAGCCAACAUGUUGUUUCUGUGGGCGCUUGGUGUUGUUUUGUUUAGUUUUCAGCAGGCCUUUGCGGGGACAGCGGGCUUCAUAAAGUCCCCCAUGUCCCAGACAAAGCUGGUAGGUGACAGUGCAGUUAUGCACUGUGAAGUGAUAGGGAACCCCAUCCCAGAGAUACAGUGGUGGUUUAUAGAGGGGGAUGAGCCCAAUGAGACGGCCUCUCAGCUCUUUGAAGGAGCUCAGCAUGAUCGUGUGCGCAUCAACACCACCUACAUCCAACAUGGUGCCAGUACCCUGCUUCUCUUCAACCUCACUUUUGACGACACUGGUGUUUACGAGUGCCGCGCUUCCAAUGACCCAGACCGCAACGCCCUGAGGACACUGCCCAAAGUCAAGUGGAUCCGCUCACAGGCCAAUGUUAUUGUAUUUGAAAAGCCUGUGAUUUUGGUUAAUCCAAAAGAGGUGAACAACCAGACCUCUGCCACACUCAGCUGUAAUUUUACCAACCCUGCGUCUCCAGUCACAAGCCACUACUGGAAAAAAAAUGGCAAGACUAUUGAGAGCACCAAGAAGGAUGGAGCAGAGCUCUACACUGAGUACACCAUUUCGAAGAUUGAGACCAACUCUGGAAAAUAUUCAUGUCUCUUUGUGUCUGAGACACCAGCUGAAGCAGUUAUCGAAGUGAAAAGUUCUCCUCAUAUUUUGGCACACAAGCACUCUGAGAAUGCUAAUGAGAAUGACAAGGCAGUUCUGCUAUGUGAGUGCCACAGCUACCCUCUGAUCACUGACUGGUUUUGGGAGAAAACCGAUGAUUCUGGCGAGAAAAUGUCCAUCGUGAAUGGUACUGGGAGGUAUGUAAUCAAAAGCACACCAUACAAUUCCACACUGACCAUCGAGGACCUGAAUAACGAAGAUGCAGCUAUCUAUAUGUGCUUUGGGAUGAAUGAGCUGGGAAACGCAACCGAUAAGAUCCACCUACGUGUGCGUAGCCGUUUAGCUGCUCUCUGGCCAUUCCUUGGUAUUGUGGCCGAGGUCAUCAUCCUUGUCACCAUCAUUUUCAUCUACGAGAAGCGGAGAAAGCCUGAUGAGAUUACCGACGAUGAUGACUCAGGAUCAGCCCCUCUGAAGAGCAACUCCGCUGCAAACCACAAAGACAAGAAUGUGCGACAAAGGAACUCCAACUGAGAGAGAACUUGGGGAGUCCUGAUGACUACUAGUCAAGAUACAAGAAAAGCAUGAAGUUGCUGUGUGGCUUUUUAAGAUCGAAUAAUUGCUUUCUGCUUGAGUGUAAAAUGUCUUGAGAUAUUGAUUGCUUUGUUUUCAUUCUUUCCCAGUAUUUCCUCUCUGUAUUGUGCUGCCAGCAAACUUGUUCUUAAAAAGCGGGCUUUGGGUGGGGGGGUGGGUACAUGCAUGAUUAUUCUUGCUGUUGUAGUGAAACCUUUCAUGUGGGAAUGAACAAUUGAUGGAUUUUUUUCUGUCUGCUUGCUCUACUGUGCCACACAACUUUAGCUUGGACGCCAAACUAUUAGCAGUGUGAUCAGCUACAACCUGCCUCUGAAAUUAACUUGGACUCUGAUUGCUCCUGUGAAUUAGAAUUUUUUGGAUGGAUCUGCUUCAGCCAGUUUGAACCAUGUUUGAUAAUUUGAUACACUAGCUAUUAUAAUUGUACUAUAAAUAAACACACACACAUGUUUGUUUGGCAGGCUGGGAUAUGCAGAGGUUCAGUGUCCUCAGCUAUUCUUUAUGCUUUUUAGAUUUUGUUGGUAGAAUUUAUUUUUUUUUUUUUUUGGUGCGCUGUGCUUACUUUUUAGACAUGGAAAUAUUAUACUGUCUAACUAUUAUUGCAACAUACAACCAACCAGAUGUUGUUAUUGUAGUAUAUCCAAUUGCACUGUUAGUUAACUGCAGAAUGCCACUUUUCUUUGCUUAAUUCUUGUUUCAGACUAAUGUUUUUGUCCAAGAAACAAAUUUGUUUUAGGGAUAAUGCUUUUUAAUUAAGGGCAGUGUUUGUUUUUUUUUGUUUUUUUUUUGUUUUUUUUUUUUUUGUAUAAAACAGUAACCAUGCAUUGAAGAGGACCAAGCAUGAACAGUGCCAUUUACUACUUGGAUAAUAAUCUAGAAUCCACUACUAAUCCAGACUAAAGCUAAUUUUAGAUCUAUAAUUAUAGAAGCAAAUGUGCCAGAGUUGAAGUAUUUGUCCUCCCUAUAAGUGAUUCUAUAUAAAAAAAAAAUUUGACUGAUUUUAUGCCAUUUCUUUGAAAAGGAAUAUAAGAAUUUGAUCUGAUGUAAAUUAUUUUGCCUGACACACACAUGAAAUUUAAAAUGUCAGCUUUACUGACUCACACACUGAAUAAAGUUAUUUGGUUUGACUUUAA